Molecule: messenger RNA, 2277 nt
Organism: Scylla paramamosain (green mud crab)
Lineage: Eukaryota; Metazoa; Arthropoda; Malacostraca; Decapoda; Portunidae
Product: hemocyanin subunit-like
Exons: 3
Coding region: 81-2102 (673 amino acids)
Molecular function (GO): oxidoreductase activity
Source: RefSeq, a predicted model, not a curated record
GGCCAAGUGACAGAGGCGCCUCAACGGGUAUAAAUGGUCUGCGUGUCACCCGGCAGCUAUUGUCUGGCACAGCAACAACCAUGAAGCUCUUGGUCCUGUGCGCUCUGGUGGCCACCGCCGCCGCUUUGCCACGCUUCGGCAUGCUGGCCGAUUCCCCAGUUCUUACUGACGCCCCGAAACAGCAUGUUAUCAACGGCCUCCUCUGGAAGGUUUACGAGGAUAUUCACGAUCCCGAUCUGAAGAGCCUUUCCCAGACCUUCGAUCCUCUUUCCGGCCAGUAUGACGAUGAUGGUGUCUUUGCCAAGCGGCUCAUGAAGGAACUCAACGAAAACCGUCUGCUGGAGGAGAAGCACUGGUUCUCGCUUUUCAACACCCGCCAGCGACAGGAGGCUCUCAUGCUGUACAACGUACUCGAACACUCCACAAACUGGGAAACCUUCGCUGGCAACGCAGCCUUCUUCCGCACUCGUAUGAACGCGGGCCAGUUCGUCUACGCUAUUUACGCCACCGUUGUCCAUUCUCCUCUGACACAAAACGUGGUGCUGCCUCCCCUCUAUGAAGUUACUCCUCACCUCUUCACCAACAGCGAAGUCAUCCAAGAAGCCUACAAGGCUAAGAUGAUGCAGAAUGGUACCAGUAUCAAGUCCUACUUCACCGGCAGCAAGAGCAACCCCGAGCAGCGUGUGGCUUACUUCGGUGAGGACAUCGGCAUGAACACCCAUCACGUCUUCUGGCAUAUGGCAUUCCCCUUCUGGUGGGACGACUCACACGAAAGCCACCACAUCGAACGUAAGGGCGAGAGCUUCUUCUGGGUCCAUCAUCAGCUCACCGUUCGCUUCGAUACCGAGCGUCUCUCCAACUACUUGGACCCCGUCGAGGAACUUCACUGGGACGACAUUAUCCAUGAAGGCUUCGCUCCCCACACCAUGUACAAGUACGGCGGCAGCUUCCCCUCACGACAAGACAAUGUGCAAUUCGUGGACGUGGCCGGUGUGGCGCAAGUGCGCGAUAUGGUGUUAUUAGAAAACCGCAUCAGGGAUGCCAUUGCUCACGGAUAUAUCACCGGCAGGGACGGGACCGUCAUCAGCAUUAUGAACUCUCAUGGCAUCGAUAUCCUUGGUGACGUGAUUGAGUCAUCCACUUACAGUCCUAACCACGAGUACUACGGUUCCCUGCACAACACUGCACAUAUCAUGCUUGGCCGCCAGGGCGACCCUCACGGCAAGUUUGAUCUCCCUCCCGGUGUUCUGGAGCACUUCGAGACAGCCACGCGCGAUCCCGCCUUCUUCCGCCUCCAUAAAUACAUGGAUGCAAUUUUCAGGGAACACAAAGACAGCCUUACUCCCUACACCAAGGAGGACCUCGAGUUCACUGGAGUCUCUGUACACAGCAUCACCUUUAACAACAAACUUACCACCUUCUUUGAAGACUUUAAAUACAGCCUCAUCAAUGCAGUAGACGACUCUCCUCAGGCACAGGAUGUGCCUAUCUAUGCCGUUAUACCUCGCCUCGCAAAUAAUGAAUUCAAAAUCGACUAUAGAAUUGACAACAACAACGAAAGAGAGGUAAUGGCAACUAUGCGCGUCUUCAUGUGGCCUAAGUAUGACAACAACAAAGUUGAAUUCUCCUUCAAUGAGGGACGCUGGCACGCCAUUGAAAUGGACAAGUUCUGGGUAAAACUGUCUCCAGGAGAAAACUCACUAACACGCUCCAGCAAGGACUCGGCGAUUACUGUUCCAGACGUGCCAAGCUUCCAGACUCUGAUCAACAAGACUAAAGAAGCAAUGACCUCUGGCUCCGAGGUCCGCCUCGAGGAGUACCACAGUAGCCUAGGGCUUCCCAAUAGGUUCCUGCUCCCAAAGGGUACGACUGAAGGCAUGGAUUUCCAUUUUGUGGUCUUCGUCUCCGACGGCUCCGAGGACAUGGCCGUCGCAGGACUCCACGAGAGCACCUCCUUUAACCACUAUGGCUGUCACGAUGGUAAAUAUCCCGACAAGAAGCCGCACGGCUAUCCGUUGGAUCGCCGGGUCGACGACGAGCGCAUCAUCACUGGCGUCUCCAAUUUCAAGGCCAUGGACAUCAAGGUGUUCCACACGGAAUGAAUGCAUCCCACUAAUGACAGAGACUCCAUAAAGAAUCAUUCGCAGCCCAUCAUGCUGAGAUGAUCUCCUGACAAUAUUACACAUUAUUAUCUUAAUGAUCAUUAAUUUGGUAUGUACCCUGUUUAUAUGAAAAAUCGUUAUGUUUCUGAUGAAAAUAAAUUCUUGCCCACUAUAA